This is a messenger RNA of Chiroxiphia lanceolata (lance-tailed manakin), 2173 nucleotides long. It is a transcript of the gene PTCD2, whose product is annotated as pentatricopeptide repeat domain 2. Gene Ontology annotation, biological process: regulation of mRNA processing; mitochondrion organization; multicellular organism development. The coding region runs from base 101 to 1330 and encodes 409 amino acids. Gene Ontology annotation, molecular function: RNA binding; protein binding. Gene Ontology annotation, cellular component: mitochondrion. The transcript has 10 exons. Lineage: Eukaryota; Metazoa; Chordata; Aves; Passeriformes; Pipridae. The record is from RefSeq and is a predicted model, not a curated record.
UCCCCCGCCCCGCCGCGCCCCCUCAGCAGCGCACCGACCUGGGGCCGCGCCGAGGGCCCUCCCGCUGCGGAGCACGGCGCGCCGGAGCACGGGGGCGGCCAUGGUGCCGAGUCCGGAGGAGGUGGGCGGCGCGGGGAGACGGCGAGCGCCCCGGUCCGCCCCGCCCCGCGGGCCGGGCCGUGAGAUGGCGGCGGUGCUGGCGGGCGGGUCCCGGCGGGCGGCGCGGGAGACGGCGCGGGUCUCGGCGGUUCGCCUGCCCGCCCCGGGCGCCUGGGGCUGCGUGCCCGCAGGGAAGCGGUAUCUGCUAACAGAAGAAGAUAUAAAGUUACAAGAAUUUCAACAGAUGAAAGUGGCAAUUAGGAAUGAAGUUCAUGGCAAUAAAGAUCCAUAUUUUAGAAGUAUUAAAGAAAAACUAAAGAAAAAUGGAAUAAUUCUCAAAAAUGAAUUAAAAAAUUUGCUGCAUUUAUGUCAGACUUCAUCUGAUGUGGAAUUAGCCAGAAAAGUUAUUUACAGGUACCAUGAACAGAAUGGAAUAACAGCCUUACAGAAUUUUAAAUUUGGGCCCCUCUUUAUGAGGCUAUGUUAUGAGCUAGACCUUGAAAGACCUGCAGUAGAACUUAUCAAAGAUCAGAAUUUGCAUGGUUUUUUCUCAGAGAAUACAUCAUUCCAUAUUUUGAUGACUAUGUUGUUUAAAAAAGGCCAUUUUGAAAGUGCUUUGGAAGUUCUGGCAGAAAUGAAAAAACAAGGUAUACCUUUCAACAAAGAAACAUAUCUACUUGCAUUUGCAAUAUGCUAUAAGCUGGACAGCCUGGAGUCUUCCAAAAUCUCUGCGAAAUUGCUUGAAGAAGCGCAGCUGAAAGGUGACACCUUGUCGCUGCGAGCGUACUGCUUUGCCAUGGCAACUGCUCUCAAGCAGAAUGAUGUAGCGCAAGCCAAACUUUAUUGCUCCCAGAUUAUGAAAACAGAGCACAAACUAUACAAUAAUCUUAAAGUUCUUGUCCAGCUCAGAUCUGGUUUGCUAGAAGAAGCAAUAAAGACACUAGAGGCAGCAGUGGAAGUAGAUACUCCUCCCUUUGUGAAAAAACUUGAGUUUUCUGAGCAGGUGCUGGCUACAGUCAGGGAAAAGAUGGAAGAAAACCCUAACCUUUCUGUCAAAUUAGGAGAUAUUUGUACAAAACUACAAGCUUCUGGACAGAUUACCAUGUGCACACUAGAAGACAUGCUUUUCCAGAUUCCUAAUUCAAAGAAGACUACUGCAAAGCUUUUAAGUCAGAAGCAAUUGGGCUAUCACGCUGCUAAUCCGCUUCAGUCAAAUCUGUUGUUGGAAUAGUUCAGUAUUUGGUGGCAAACUGAACUGGUGAUAACAUCUCUUAGAAGCCAGGUUCAAAUAAAAUGCCUUUUCUCGAUUUCCACAAUGAGCAAGUGACCUCUUCUAAUUUUCUGAUAUUAAGCUUCCCAGCGCAGCAGAUCUUGGCAUAAAUUUGCAAAGUUUCUUAGAGCAAGUACGAUCACAUUUUUAGACUAUAAUGACUGUGAUGGCUUUAAUGGCUCCAGAUCAAAUGUGCUUGAUCUGUAACUGUGAGUCCUGUACACCCAAAAAUCUGUACUCACUCACCAUCCAGAGUAGAAGGAGUCGGAAGCAGUUAUACCUUGGCUGGCCUUUGCGUGCUUUUGGUUUACUUCUGCCUAUGAAGUGAUGAACCUGUUGAUACAGAACUUGGCAGUCCUGUAGGCACUAGACUAGUUGGAGCCCAGCUUGGUACUCAUACUCUCCAAGCUGGGCUGCAUUCUCUCUCCUCUGGAUUCUGUUCUUUUUAUUUUCUCUCUGCCCCAGUCGAGCAAUGUCAGAACUCAGAGUAUACUUUCUAUGAAUGAAUCUGUGCAUGGUAUAUCAAACUUUGUUGAAGCCAGUGAGGCACUGUGAAGGAACAGGAACCCAUCCAUGCAGAAUUAUGGCUUCAAAGAAAAUGUGGCUACAGCACGCCAGAGGUUUCCGUCUGAGACUCUAACUCUCUGAUUUGUUGCUGUCACAAUAUGUCCUGUUAAUACUAAAAUGCACAAAAACUGUUACACAGUAGAGGGAACUUCAUACAAGUGUAAGUGAAGAAUCAUUUGAGUGUGUAUUACAUUUUUGUGAAUCACAUGCACAGUGUUUAUGAGUGGUGGCAUGAAC